Chenopodium quinoa (quinoa) is the source of this 1170-nucleotide messenger RNA. RefSeq lists its product as uncharacterized. Gene Ontology annotation, molecular function: protein-folding chaperone binding; zinc ion binding. Gene Ontology annotation, cellular component: mitochondrion. The record is from RefSeq and is a predicted model, not a curated record. Gene Ontology annotation, biological process: protein import into mitochondrial matrix; protein stabilization; protein folding. Lineage: Eukaryota; Viridiplantae; Streptophyta; Magnoliopsida; Caryophyllales; Amaranthaceae. The transcript is spliced from 4 exons. Bases 134 to 607 code for a protein of 157 amino acids.
AUCAUCUUUCCACAAAAUAAAGCUCAGCUAAUUACCUCCGAAUUUAGAACAACAAUUACAAGUUUACAUUUACAACAACGCCUGAUAUUUGAGAAAUUCAGUCCAUAAUUCAGAUUUUCUCUCUCAAAUCUCAAUGACAACAACUACCCUUCCCGCCAUUUUCUCUCUCCACUUUUCUUCCUCAUCCUACCACCCAACCAAACUCCAUUACACACCCAAUUUACGCCCUUCUUUCUCUCCCCUCAAUUUCAUCCCCAAAUCAAACCCUAGAUUAAGAAUUUCCUAUGGAGCUACAAUUUCAUCCAAGAAGCAACUUAAAUGGGUACCUUGUUGUUGCAGUGGUAAUGCCGAUAUUAACCCUGAUAUAGCUCAUGAUUCUUCUUCUAAGGAAUCAAAUAUUAACAUACAGCUUCCUAGGAGAUGCUUGCUCGUGCAAUUUACUUGUGAUGCUUGUGGUGAAAGAACAAAACGGCUGAUUAAUAAAUUAGCCUAUGAACGAGGAACUGUGUUUGUUCAGUGCGCAGGGUGUCUCCAGCAUCACAAAUUAAUUGACAACCUGGGUCUUGUGGUUGAAUAUGACUUUCGGAAUGAUACUGGUGAAGAUUAGUAUGAAUUUUUGGAAUACUUGUGCCCCUGUUUGCUUACUUGGACAUUUUUGUACUUCUUAACUACUAUCAGUAGGAAAUUAAUAUCUUUUUGGCGAGUGUUUCUCUUUUAAUCAUACAAAAACAAUCUUAGUUUUUGUAUUAGAAAUUUAAUUUCGAAACAUAGUUCAACUUUUACAGGUUUGUUCAUAUUCUUGAGGUUAUGCAUAAUUAGGAGGUAACUUCAACAACCUAUGAUCUUUGAUCUGUACUUUUUAUAUAUACUGAUAAAAUAUUCACAUCUAUGACCAUUGAGAAGAUUUUCAUAUGGAAAGAUCAGAAUAAUAGUGAUCUAUGGCUAGACCACAAACUCGAUGGCCAUGCUUUUGGCUAGGAUUGUUUUUUUACUUGAGGGCCAAACUCACAAACUCUGUUUGGAUCAAACAUUACCUUUGAUCAGAAUUGAAUAUUUUUGUAUGUAUUUGAAAUAAUUAUGUGUAAGUACUCAAUCACAUUGUUUUAACUGAAAAUUCUUGAACUCUCAUCUCAUAACAAAAAGUCAAAAAAAUGAAUGAAAAAAAAAAAA